Molecule: messenger RNA, 7903 nt
Organism: Alosa sapidissima (American shad)
Lineage: Eukaryota; Metazoa; Chordata; Actinopteri; Clupeiformes; Clupeidae
Product: fibrous sheath-interacting protein 2-like
Exons: 9
Coding region: 71-985 (304 amino acids)
Source: RefSeq, a predicted model, not a curated record
CAGAGAGAUUGAUCCAGUCGGUGCUGAUUCGGCAAGGAGUAUGGGAGGCAGUUAACAAUCCCUGUUGCUAAUGUGGAGGAAUUCCGCCAUGGAAGAACCCUCCACCUUGCCAGGGGCCAGUGAGCCAUUCACUCGGCGUAAACUGGGUGAAAAGCUUUAUCUGGAAUCGUCUGAUUUCAAUCUCCGAGACCCAAAUUGCCAUUUAAUGAGCCCAACAUAUCACAGUUUACAUGAUCCCUACCUUAAACAACAUGUUUACCGCAAGCAUAUCCACAGUAAUCUCAAGGAAAGAAACUUGAUUACUAGUGAUGAUAUGGUAGUAUGUUCCCGCAAGGAAUACAGAAUGUACCAGGAUUAUGUGGAUGAUAUCAAGAAUGACUUUCAAAACAACCAACAGAGGGAAAGACAGAAAAGGCUUCUUGAGCUGGAAGAGCAGGGUCUGAUUUUAGACAACUUGACUGGGGAAGAUAUCAGAACCUUCUUACAAACAAAUGAGCUCCCAAGACAUGAUGGACCACAGCAGCAGCAUGGACUGGAGCAAACAAAAAAGACAACCAUCAAAGAAAAGAAUGGACUGAAUGGAGGAAAGCUUCCGAGUAUAACGACACAGCAGACAUCUACAAGAGAUAAAACACGGCUACACCUCAAUGAAAAUGAAAUAAAACAUGAGUUGAACAGGAACAGAUACAUGAGAGACAUCCAGGAGAAAAGGAGACAAAGGGAAAUGAGUAUUUCCAAACGCAGGGCUGCAGCACAGCAGGCUGAAGUGGAUCGGUUGACGAAAAACCUGAGGGAUUUGGAAAAGAUGAGGGUACACACUAAGGAUCAAACAAAACUUCUCUAUCAAGUUUUUGGUAAAUCAACCUCAGGUAAGCUCCAUAAAAUAUUUGCAUUGGGGGCCACUCGGAGUGAAAUCAAGCAGAUGAAAACCAAGCACUUCACUGUGAACGGCCCCUUAACCUACAUUCCACAUCAUCUUCUGUGAAAGACCUGCGUGCCCAGAUUUCCAAACAGUUUUCAUCUGGGUUUGGGUUCAGGAGAGUUGGGUGGCCAUCCCUCCUUAUGUAUGAGGCCAGGAGGGUGCUUAGUACACUCAUCUGAGAAGUGUGUGAAAGGACAUCUAUGAUAGCAUUUGGUGGCAGUAUGUGCAAAUAAAAUAUUUGUAUUACAUUCUGCCUUUUAAGAUAUCUAUUUAUCUACCAAUCUAUCUGUGUAUCUAUCUAUCUAUCUAUCUAUCUACAUUUUCAUACCACACCCAAGGUAGGUCCGAUUCCUAGCUUCCUAUGAUUAACAGCACCGCUGCUGGAACAAAUUCUAGGGGAAACACUGGUCGUAUUUCUUAAGGAGGGUUUAAUCUCAUUUAUUGCUCUCUAAUAAAAUAUUUCUUAAGGCGGGUUUAAUCUCAUGUAUUGCUCUCUAAUAAAGCAUAAUUAGUUGUGUUUGUAAAAUGAAUGGACACAGCUACCUGAAAAUUUGUCACUGAAUUAUGAAUGAUUUAAUGUUUUUUGUAGUAAAAUCACCACAGAAAAUUACUGUGCCAAGGAGGCCCACACUCAGACCGCUUGCUCCUUUACCAGCCAGGGGACAUGACAUAACAACCCAGACAUCUUCACCAGACACCAAAUUGCUGUCCCCAUCGGUCUACACACCAUAUCUACAAUUGCCUUGUCUUGGCCAAUUGAAGAUGCUGACCAACCAACAUGAUCCCGAGCCUAACAAGAAGGCUAGAAUUACUCAGGCUCUACUGGACCACUUAAGCAGUGAUUCUUUUAAGAUGCAAAUUGCAGAGUGCAUCCAGAACGAGACUACACUGACGAGCGGUGAACGCCGUCCUCAUGUGGCAACCAGGGUGUUGAGGGGCAAGUUGGCUACUGACAUAUUACUGUGCCUUUUUCGCACAGUCAGGCCUUCCAAACUCUUUGUUGAGUCCCCUGAACAUCAUAACCAAUCUGAUACCUCAUCUGCAAAACAAUUUUACCCUUAUGUCACUGAAAUCAUUAACAGUGUCCUUGGGGAGAUCAGAGUUAAAGUUCUUGAAAGACUCCGUUUUGCUUCCUUAGGAAAUUCUCCAAAGAUAUCUCCUCAAACCUUUGAGAGAGCACUGAACGGGUUAAGCCUUGUUCUACAGAAUCUUGAGACAGGUUUAAUUCUUGUUGAAGCUAUAGCUGCAGACAUACAUGAACAAGCUCCAAGAACUGAAACUCCUGUUGAGGAAUCAGGGACUAGAACACUCGCAUAUCAAGUUGAAGCUAUUUCAGGUGAUCUUAUCAGAAUUGCACAUGGAAGUAUUGCUUGCAGUCCAUCAAAUGACGAGGCAAGAACCUCAAAGUUGCAAAGACAUGUUCAAAGCGGCAACACUCAAAAAAAAAGUCAGGUUGAACCCAAGGCUGAGGCUAUGAAUGCUCCCAUUGUGAAGAAAGAGGAUACUGUAUGGGAGGCACUGGACCAAAGUCAGCCAUUUGAUGUUGCAAACAAAACCAAAAACAUAGAGGCAAAAAUUUCUUAUAUUUACCCACCAACUAUGGCAGGUGCUAGUAGAGCUCUCUCUAGUACUUCCUCCUCCUCUUGCAGUGUGGCAGUUUUCCAGUCUGAAAAAUGUGGGUCCUUACAGGAAUCUGAAGUCUCUACACCAGAGAGCACUUCAGAUGAGCUUGAGAUGCUGGCAGGUGCCAGUAGCACUACUUCUGUCGCUUUAUCCUCUCCCACUGGUGUAACCACUUUCAAGACUGUAGAACGUGGGCCAAUUUCCUUUAAAACAGUUAAAACCUCAACAUCGGAGGGCCUUUUAGUUGAAGUUGAGACGGCAGCAGGUACCAGUUGUACUCCCUCAAGAAGCCUGGAAAAGUCCACUGAAGGAUCACCAAUAGACCAAAAUAACCUUGAUUGGAACAUUAAAGAUAAUGCCCUGUGCUCACUGCCCAAAGACACCACUGUUGCAUCACAGAUGUCAAAAGAAGUGUUUAAUUGGUCAUCAAGCAUGAUUAAUCAGCACCUUGCAGUUCAGAAUUCUCAAUCAGAAGAAAUUCAUUUGAGUAUGCCCAGUGUUGCUCUUGAUUCAACGUCCUCAGAUGCCAACCAAGUGUCUGUAGAAAAUGGAGUGUAUACUGCCACCAGAAGUCAGUCUUUACCCAGCUUUUUUCCAGUAAUUGCAGAUGAAGUAAUGCAAUAUCUUACAUCACCAAUAUGUAAAGAAAGGAUAACUCAAGCAAUGAAGAAUGAACUCAAACGUUCUCUUUCUGGAAAUGACCUUCCAUCAUCAAAUCUGAAUGUGGGGCCUGAGGAAAGGAGAGCUAUAAGGAACGUGUUUAAAAAAGUGUCCAAAGAACUAAGUCACAUACUGUCGAGAGAACGCAUUCUUUCCCUUUGGCCGAAUGAGACAACAGGGCCCUCCCCUGACCACGAUACUCUUCUCAGUCAAGUCAAUGCAGUUGCAUUACAACUAAUUGAGACCGUGUUUAGUGAAGUCAAGGAACAACUUGUCAAUAAAAUAAAGCAGGAAUCUCCAAAGAGGGGAGUUACUCCACUGGGCAGUCAGACAACAAUAAAAGCUGUAUGCACAUCGUUAGAGGACAUGAAAAUGACCUUGGGGAAUGAAAUGUCCUUUGCUUCUGCCAGUGGAAUGUUGCUGUCUGUGAGUUCUGAAAACGCAGAAGUUGGCACAGUUGUUCAAAGCCAGGUGGACACCAUGGCUGAGACCACUGGUGCUCCCAGUGGUUUAGAAGCUUUCAAGACUGAAGGAUCUCAAUCAGUCAUCUUACAGGAAGCUGAAAUCUCUUCAUUAGAGAUGUUUACAAAUGAGGUUGAGACGCUGGCAGGUGCUAGUGGUGCUCUCUCUGGUUCUUCAUCCCCCCAAAACAGCUUGGGAGUUUUCAAGAUUGAAGAAUCCCGAUCAGUCAUCAUACAGAAAGCUAAAGUCUCUGCAGAUAGUCCUGCGCUCUCUAAUGCUUCUCCUUCCUCCAGUUGUUUAGAGGUUUUCAAGACUGAAGAAUCUCGAUCAGUCAUCUUACAGGACGCUGAAGUCGCUACACUACAGAUGUCUGCAGAAGAGGUUGAGACGCUGACAGGUGCUAGUGGUGCUCUCUCUGGUUCUUCAUUCCCCUCAAGCAGCCUGGAAGUUUUCAAGACUGAAGAGGUUGACAUGCUGACAGGUGCUAGUCCUGCAUUCUCGAACACUUCUUCUUCAUCCAGUGGUUUAGAAGUUUUCAAGACUGAAGAAUCUCUAUUAGUUAUCUUACGGAGAGCUGAUGUCUCUUCACUAGAGGUAUCUUCAAAUGAGAUUGAGACGCUGGCAGGUGCUAGUGGUGCUCUCUCUGGUUCUUCUUCCACCACAAACAGCCUGGAAGUUUUCAAGACUGAAGAAUCUCGAUCAGUCAUCAUAGAGGAAGCUAAAGUCUCUACACUAGAGAUGUCUGCAAAAGAGGUUGAGAUGCUGGCAGGUGCUAGUCCUGCGCUCUCUCCACUCUCUUCUUCCACCACAAGCAGCCUGGAAGUUUUCAAGACUGAAGAAUCUCGAUCAGUCAUCAUAGAGGAAGCUAAAGUCUCUACACUAGAGAUGUCUGCAGAAGAGGUUGAGAUGCUGGCAGGUGCUAGUCCUGCACUCUCUAAUGCUUCUCCUUCCUCCAGUUGUUUAGAAGUUUUCAAGACUGAAGAAUCUCGAUCAGUCAUCUUACAGGAAGCUGAAGUCGCUACACUAGUGAUGUCUGUAGAAGAGGUUGAGACGCUGGCAGGUGCUAGUGGUGCUCUCUCUGGUUCUUCAUUCCCCUCUACCAGCCUGGAAGUUUUCAAGACUGAAGAAUCUCGAUCAGUCAUCAAUCAGGAAGCUAAAGUCUCUACACUAGAGAUGUCUGCAAAAGAGGUUGAGAUGCUGGCAGGUGCUAGUCCUGCACUCUCUGGUGCUUCUUAUUCCUCGAAUGGUUUAGUCGUUUUCAAGACUGAAGAAUCUCAAUCAGCCAUCUUACAGGAAGCUACACAAGAGAUCUCUUCAGAUACAGUUGAGGUGCUGGCAGGUGCCAGCAGCACUCCAUCUGUUGCUUCAUCCUCUCCCAGCAGUUCUCAGUGUUCUCGAUCACAGGAGAUUCAAUUGAGUGUGCCAAGUUUUACUCUUGAAUCAACAGGCUCAGACACCAAACGAGUCUAUACUACCAUCAAAUCUCAAUCUUUGCCCUGCCUUUAUCCAGCUAUUGCAAAAGAAGUAAUUCAAUAUUUUACUACAUCAUUUAAGGACAGGAUCACUCAAGCAGUGAAGUAUGAACUCAAACGUACUUUUUCUGUAAAAGAGUUGUCAUCCACACCACAACCAAAGCUGGGGCCUGAGGAGAGGAGAGCUAUAAGGACCACGCUUAAAACAAUAUCAAAAGAACUAAAUGCUUUAAUGUCAAGAGAACAUAUUCUCUCCCUUUUGUCAGUUGAAACAGCUGCUUGCGGCUCACCUGAGCAUGAUGUUCUUCUUGAUCAACUCAAUGCAGCUGCAUCACAACAAAUAGAGGCAGUGUUUAGUGAAGUUAAGGAAAACCUUGCCACUAAAAUAAACCAAGAGUCUUCUAAAAGGGGAGUAUCUCCAUUGGCCAGUCAAACAGCAAUGCAAGCUGUAUGCAAGUCAUUAGAAGAUAUAAAAAUGACUUUGAUUGGGGAUGAAAUGAGUAUCCCCUCUACCAGUGGAAUACAGCUGUCUGUGAGUUCUGAGGACACCAAUGUUGUUCAUGAAAUGUCAAGUGCAAACAACAUGUUACCUGGAGCAAAAACUCCAUCAACAAUUUCUCUCGGUUCUCAGACACCACAUGCUGCCACUAAGAGUUUGUCACUUCCCAAUUUUUAUCCCAUUAUUGCUAAUGAAGUUCUUCAGCAUUUCUCUACAACAUCAUUUAAGGACCAUGUUCGUCAAAUAUUGAAAAAAGAAUAUAAACGUUCACAAUCUUUGAAUGACAUAACAUCAGUACCACAACAGAAACAGGGGCCAGAGGAGAGGCAUUUUACAAGGGACAUGCUAAGAAGUGUAUCUAGAGAGCUAAAUGCUUCAAUGUCCAGACAAAGUGAAUCCAUGUUGCCUGAGACUCUAAGGCCCUCUUCGGCACCUAUAGAUGACACGCUCCUACGGCUUAAUGCAGUUGCAUUAAAACUUAUCAAUAGAGUUUAUGGCCAAGUCAAGGAAAAACUGACUGCUGCAAUCAAACAAGAAUCUCCAAAGAGGGGGUUGUCUUUUGUGGCUAGUCAGACAGCAGUUAAGGCUGCUUGCAGAACAUUAGAUGUUAUCGAAAGGACUCUCAUAGAUGGGGCUAGAAGCCCUUCCACCUCACCUUCGCAACUUCAAAAGAGCAAGGAUCUUGAAAGGGAGAUAGCUUCUGAGGAAACCUUAGAGGUAGAAAAUUCAUCAUCCAGUAUUGAUGUCGUCACUGAUGAACUGAUUGAGAAUGUGGUUACUAGCAUCUUUUUGGACACCGACUCUGCACUAUCUAGUAGGGCUGGUACACCUACUCAAAGAGUUGGAGGAGGCACGUGGUUAAAUGAAGUAGUCAAACAGUCCGUAAACAUGUCACCUACAGGAAGCAAGGCAUAUAGUACAAAGAGUCCAGAUGAUAACAAUGUCUCACUCCCUCUAGGAUCUUUCACUCACUUGCUGCCCAGAAUUACAGAUGAAAUUCUGGAACAUUUUUCCACGGCAUGCUUCAAAGACUGCAUAAUUCAGUCUGUGAAUAAUGUGAUGGGACAGCAUGUGUCUGCAGUCAAUAUCAAAGACAUAAUGGAGGUCAUAGUUAAGAGUGUUUAUCACAAAAUGGCUCUGUUGAUAAAUAGAAACACUGCAGACUCUCAGAUUGUUGAACACGAAAUCCCAAAACCGGAAAUGAAGGAACUUCCGGUCCUAGAAGUUGAGGAUCCAUGGUCUGCUCAUGAGUUGGCCAGUACUAUUAAACAGAUCACUGUGGCAGCUCUUAACCACUUGAGUACCCAGCUUAAAGAUAAAAUUAAACAGAAAUCCAGCAGUCAGGAAGAAAGUGAGUUAGUUAUCAAUGCACUGAGUGAAACUUUGGGAACUAUGGUUGCAUGCAUCAGCAACAUUCAGUUUUUCAGCGAAGAGUUACAUUGUUACAUUUGUAAGAUAAACAACAUUCCCACUCAGAAAUUGAUAGGACAGUGGAUAUCAUUAUCUAAACUAGACUUCAUUUCUAUAUGUCUAGCAACAUCUGUGUUAGAUGUUGUAUAUCAUGAUGACAGUGCAACUACCUCUAAUUCGAAAACAUCACAGAAUGAGCUUGAAGCAAAUAGUCGGUCAUCAGAAUCUAUUAUUGCUCCCUCAAAACCAGUAUGCCCUGCUACUAAAAUGUCAUUUCGAGCCAGGAAGUGGUCAUCAUGCUCAACCUUUCAGAAGUCUGCAGACACUGCACAAACCAUUGCAGUUUACAGCAAAAGCCUUGAAGUUUUGCCCAGGACUGACAUGAAGAGUGACAAUGAGGACCGACUUGAAAGCUUAUCAAGUUGGUCUAUGUCCACGUCUUCGAGUAUUUCAAGUCUCGAAGAAAAGAGAAGUCACCUCUGUUCACCUGUUUUAAAAAGGGUAACCGCCUCAAAAUCGGUCAUGAAUUUCAGCGAGGAGCUGCAAAUGGACUAUACAAUGCAGCCUAAACCUCCAUGCAAAAAAAGUGAUCAGUCUUUCCAAAAUCUACCAGUUCGAACCACAAAAACUUUCGGUAGGAGGAAAGUGAGAUUACACACAAUCUUCCGUAACCCUGAGGAGUUCUCUGAUGAGGAGUCCAGCAAUACAUCAUGCUCAGCUCCUGAGGACCUCCACACAUCUUCCUCCGAAGAGGACCUAUCAUUGACCUCCCACAAAAGGCAUUCCAAAUAGUCAUUCCCUUUAUCCCAUGCAAUAAUAAAAAAAAAACUCAUAAAAAUAAACUCAUGCAUUCAA